CGCGCGCGCCUGUGUGUGUGUGUGUGUGUACAUAGUUGUGCGCGCGCGCCUCUGUGUGUGUGUGUGUGUGUGUACUGCACAUCAAUCCAAUAUAUAUUGAUACCAUUUUUAUCUCAAAUUAAAGGUUUUAUUCAGAGUCAUAAAAUUGAAUGCAAAGUUAUAUUGGCAAAUUGGCCAAAUUUCAUCAUUUGACAAAAAAGGAUUAAUAAAUAAGUUAAUAAAUAAGUUAGUAAAUAAGAGGGAGGAUUAGGAAAAAAUGCAGAAAUCGUCUGACGUCGCGUUGCGUUGCGUCGCGUCAGUUCGAGGGCAAAUCUAGUAAGCUAGGACAGGGGCUAUUAAUAACUGUUUAGGGUGCCGUACCUGGCCGCCGCGCGCGCGGUACCGUCCGCGUCUCGAUACGCGCGUCCCGACGACCGGCGUCUCAGUGUCGUCGCGGCGACCGACGUCGCAUCCGUCGUAUUGCCGGUCCGUUGCUCCAACGGUGAGACGUAGGUCGUGUACGAGCCCGCGGAAUCCAAAAUAGCGCCCUCCUACGUAAUUGCGCGUCCAACUUGCCUUCAUAGCCUAAGUGAGACUGUUUGCGCUAAAAAAUUAACUCAGCGGUUAUUUUGUUUGUUAUCUCGUGCUUGCGCUGUCGCACCGAAGUUAUGGCACUCCUACGAAAUCAUCCAUUCGGUUGUGCCUUGUCGGAACUUCAACGAAAUGGCGCGGUGCAGUGUAUCUCUUCAAAGAAUAUGGGGGAAAACUGUACCAGGCGCUUUAUAUAGAGCCAUAUGUUCGGCUGGUAUAGAUUCUUGCUUCUCGAAUUCGCGUGGAUGGAUCAAAGUGUUAAUUUUAUGUUUGGUUUAGUUGAUUGCUGGUCGUUACGUUUUUCAUGUCGAUGCAUUCGUGUUGUGCACUUUCCCAUCGAAUUAAUGCUCACAAUGUGUUAUUUAUCGUAGAGACACCGUGGCCCAUUCUUACAGCAACUUUCGCAGUUUUUCUUGUUGUUUAUUUAUUACCGUUAGCUAAAAAAAAAUUAUUUUUUUUUGUUUCUACAAUUUUUAUGACCGGCAAGAAUUACAUUAAUCCGAUCAAGAUGUUUUAUUAAUUGUGACUCGUGAAUUUUUUUCAAACGCGAGUUUGCACCACGCGAUAUUGCGCGAAUAAGAACAGAAAAGAAGGAGAAAGAGGAGGGAAAAAGGAGAAAUAGAAGGAGAAGGUGAAGGAGAAGGAGGAGGAGGAAGAAACGGUGGUGGCGGAAGAACAGAAGGAGGAGGAGGUGACGGACUCUAAUUUGAGUUCGCAAAUCGCUCGUACCUGACAAUGAAUUUUCUUUCUAGAAAGGAAACUUUUCGUUUUUAACGUUAAAGAUACCGUAUUGAAAGGACUAUCGCUCGCUACAAAUGUUAUAAUGACUUCACGGUGACAGCGUAGGUAAAAGUUAUGCGAGAUUACAUACAACAUACAAAACGCAUAGAAUACGACAACGACGAUGUUUUAAACAAGAUUGUCGUUGGCAGCGGUUUCUCGAUGAUGUGAGACUUCUGUCAAAAGUGAGGAUAAACAUAUAUAUUUAUCGAAUAACUGAAAAAUACAUGAGAGAAGAGGGAGAAAAGUGCGCAAGCGUGUGAAUCGUGAAAGUUUUGAAGUCGGAAGAAUUCUCAAUUGUUGACUUGCGCGCUUGGCUGUUUUCAAAUCGCGAGGAAGUCGAUCGCUUUUUCUGUUGAACAGAUCUAAUCGGUACAGAUGAGACCGCGAGCGAUCCGCAACUGCAUGAAGAAUUAUCGGAGUCUUCGCAAUCAUUACCGCGAGAAUUGCUGUUUUUGACAGCUGGACUCUGACAAGAGGGACGGACAGACGGUAGUGUACUACAGCGGCUGCAGUGUUUGUGAAUACUCGAUGGAUGAGUUUCAUCCGUUUAUCGAGGCUCUUCUACCAUUCGUGAAGUCUUUCUCAUAUACAUGGUUCAAUCUACAAGCUGCUAAAAGACGGUACUAUAAGAAACACGAAAAGCGGAUGAGCUUAGAAGAGGAACGCCAGUGUAAAGAGGAACUCCAGAACGAGAAGCUGGAAGUAAAACAGAAAUGGGCUUCGCGACUUCUUGGAAAAUUACGGAAGGAUAUUACACAAGAAUACCGAGAGGACUUUGUGUUAAGUAUCACGGGAAAGAGACCAGCGAUGUGCGUUUUAAGUAAUCCUGAUCAAAAGGGCAAAAUGCGUCGAAUCGAUUGUCUUCGUCAAGCGGACAAGGUAUGGAGAUUGGACCUAGUUAUGGUGAUCCUUUUCAAGGCAAUUCCUUUGGAAUCGACGGAUGGAGAACGGCUUGAGAAAACUGCGGAAUGUGCGCAACCAGGACUUUGCGUCAAUCCUUAUCACAUCAACGUUUCCGUCCGAGAACUGGAUCUUUAUCUCGCCAAUUUUAUCACGAGUCACGAGGUACUAAACGGCAUCUGCAACGCUAGCAAGGAGGAAGAUAGGCGUCGAAAAGGUACAGGAUACCAUGAACUAUAUAAUGGUGUCGUCUGCAAUGAUACAAUCCUUGCGACAGGUGUUUUCAGCUCCAAAGAGCUCUGGAUGCUUUCAAAAGCGUCCAUACUGCAUGACCUCAGCGACAUGCAGCCUCAAAUAAACGCGAUCAAAAUAGAGCACCCGCCGUACUACUGCAGUAGCUACACCCCACCAUCCGCAGCCACGACCGCAGAUCACGUUCAGCCAGCGGCUAGCUUCAGUCCACCACCGGUCCAUCAAUUAAUAAGGAAUGAUAAGACUGAGAAGUCGCCGACAGUCACGGUUUCGAGCGCACCGACAUUUUCGUCGGUCCUCAGACCGGAAGACGGACAUCGUGGUAUAGAAUCCCCGCAUUCGCAAACGGGAUUACAUUCGCCUCACGAAGGACUAACUGGUGGCUCCAGUCAAAGUAUGCCUGGACUCGCUUACUAUCAGCCGGAACAUCCUGGAUCUACAGGUGUAGUAAAAUAUCCCGAGAACGGACAUGAUACUCUUUCGGAUUUUGUGACGUUUGUUUGCCAAGAAGCCGAGAACACCCAGCAACUGUCUCAGACGCAGUUAACCGGAUCACGCACCGGUAUACAAAAGUUUCCUCAGUAUUAUCCGAGUUCAAUGUUACCACCGCCACCACCUGCUCCUAUGGCUAGACCAGUGGCAAUAAUAAGGUCGACGGGUGAGUUAGCAUCAACAACCGCUAGCUCGCCCCCAACAUCGUCCACGUCACCCACGGAUCCAGCAGAGCUAGGGCCUAACCAGGAACAGAUGACCGCCGCAACAGUCGGUCUCGUCAGUUCUGCUUGCCAGAAUUCUGUCGAAUCGGCCGGACGAAAGAGCCCUGCCAGAAUUCUCGUUACUCCGCACACUACCAGCAGGGAAUAUACAUUUGCUCAUUUUCAUUCGCAACCCGGACAGCAAAUCUUCACGUAUCCAACCAUCAGCUCGAUGUCUGGAGUAAUUUCACCGACUAACUUAUCUCUGUUCUCAUCUCCUGUCUCGGUAACGAGACCGGUAGCUACUCAAAGGUCGAUCUCUAAUGUUCCAUCACGUUGGAAUACCGCGCCAUUCAUCAAUUUGGAAGACGAUUAUAAUAUGAUUGCACCGAUUAUCGCCGGGACAAAUAGUGAACCACCAACUGCCAUGGAGGAAGAACGGUAUUUUCAUCCUGUGCAUACAAGUGGCGUAGUGGAUAAAAAUAGCAGUAGUAAUUUAAUAGGUAACGAACUUGGAGUAAACACAGAUCCUGCAUCGCAUCAUCAUCAACAACAGCUUCCGCAGCAGCAACAGCAGCAGCAGCAGCAGCAAACUCAGCAACAGCAACCGUCUUCACAACAGCAGCAGCAGCAGCAACAGCAAGUAAUGGCAGAUAAAUCCAGCGGGCCUAAAUCUCCUCCGUGACAGUGGAGUCUGAGAACGGAAAGUUUUGAAAGACUCACGAAUUCAUCGUGUUUAUCAGAAUCGAUACUUAGUAUUGAGAAUAACAAUUAUGUCGAAAUGACGGUUGAAGCCGAGUUCGAGAAUAAUUAUCAGGAAGCUACGCCUCGUAAUCAAUUACGUAAUUUAAAUUUGCGGAGAAUAGAAUGCUUAAGAGUUCGAUCUUAAUCUACAAAUUACAAAGUGAGAGAAUAAGAAUGCUUUUGAAAAAAAUGCAGUUUAGAGGAAAA
Monomorium pharaonis (pharaoh ant) is the source of this 4151-nucleotide messenger RNA. It is a transcript of the gene NfI, whose product is annotated as nuclear factor 1 X-type. NCBI's taxonomy places the organism in Eukaryota, Metazoa, Arthropoda, Insecta, Hymenoptera, Formicidae. The record is from RefSeq and is a predicted model, not a curated record. The transcript has 13 exons. Gene Ontology annotation, biological process: regulation of transcription by RNA polymerase II. Gene Ontology annotation, cellular component: nucleus. Bases 1882 to 3885 code for a protein of 667 amino acids. Gene Ontology annotation, molecular function: DNA-binding transcription factor activity, RNA polymerase II-specific; RNA polymerase II cis-regulatory region sequence-specific DNA binding.